AUGGGUUUCUUCUAUUUGAUUCUUGUUAACUUGCUGGUCUUGAAUGCUAGGCAUUGGUCCAUUGAUAAAAAACCUAACUUAUGGGAAACAGAAGAUCUAGUUGCUAAUUUGCCGGGUCAACCUAUGGUGAACUUUCGGCACUAUGCCGGAUAUGUCACCGUGAAUGAACAAAACGGAAGAGCACUUUUCUACUGGUUUUAUGAAGCCUCUGCUCUCCCUGAUGAGAAACCUUUAGUCCUCUGGCUUAAUGGAGGUCCUGGAUGUUCUUCUGUUGGAUAUGGAGCAACACAAGAGAUUGGACCUUUCCUUGUGGACACAGAUGGACAUGCCUUAAAAUUUAAUCCUUAUUCAUGGAACACAGAAGCAAACUUGUUGUUCCUGGAAUCUCCUGUUGGUGUUGGCUUUUCAUACUCAAAUACAAGUACCGAUUAUGAUAACAUAGGAGAUGACUUUACAGCACAAGAUGCUUAUAUUUUCCUGCACAAGUGGUUCCUCAAGUUCCCAUCAUAUAGAAAGCGAACCUUCUAUAUAGCUGGGGAGAGUUAUGCAGGCAAAUACGUACCUGAGCUGGCCGAACUUAUCCAUGACGAGAAUAAAAAUUCUUCACUUUUCAUUGAUCUUGGUGGCAUACUGCUAGGUAAUCCUGAAACAUGUGAUGCUGAAGACUGGAAAGGUCUUGUGGAUUAUGCUUGGAGCCAUGCUGUGAUUUCAGAUGAAACCCACAAAAUUAUCAAGGAAUCUUGUGAUUUUUAUAGCAAUGACACAUGGAGCAAUGAAGCUUGUAGUCAGGCCGUGGAUGAAGUUCUUAAACAGUACAAGGAGAUAGAUAUCUAUAGCCUAUAUACAUCAAUCUGUAUUGGCAAUUCAACAAAUUCCGAAGACAUAUCAAUGCAAGUCAUGUUCAGGAGCACUUCUAAAUUGAUGCCAAGGAUCAUAGGCGGCUAUGAUCCAUGCCUUGACGACUAUGCAAGAUACUAUUACAACAGAGCUGAUGUGCAGAAAGCCCUCCAUGUUAGUGACGGUCAGCGCCUUAGAGGCUGGAGCAUUUGCAACAUGACUAUCUUUAAUGGCUGGUCAGAUUCAAAGGAAUCUAUGCUCCCUAUAUACAAGAAACUCAUUGCUUCAGGACUUAGAAUUUGGGUGUAUAGUGGAGACACUGAUGGAAGAGUCCCCGUCUUGUCCACAAGAUACAGCUUAAGUUCCAUCGGUCUUCGCAUUACACGAGCGUGGAGGCCCUGGUACCAUCAGAAACAGGUUGGUGGCUGGCUUCAGGAGUACGAGGGGGUUACUUUUGCUACAUUUAGAGGAGCCGGUCAUGCUGUGCCCAUUUUCAAACCAAGCGAAUCACUUGCAUUCUUCUCAGCAUUUCUAUCUGGGGAGUAUCCACCUCUCCAACGUUAGAUCAAACAAAAUUUUCCUAUUUUUAGUGUACUUUUCCAAGAGUUUUUUGCUCUUCUACUACUGUAAUUCGCGGCAUACAUAUACAUAACU
Molecule: messenger RNA, 1491 nt
Organism: Coffea arabica (coffee)
Lineage: Eukaryota; Viridiplantae; Streptophyta; Magnoliopsida; Gentianales; Rubiaceae
Product: serine carboxypeptidase-like 31
Biological process (GO): proteolysis
Cellular component (GO): vacuole
Molecular function (GO): serine-type carboxypeptidase activity
Source: RefSeq, a predicted model, not a curated record